Molecule: messenger RNA, 13850 nt
Organism: Lytechinus pictus (painted urchin)
Lineage: Eukaryota; Metazoa; Echinodermata; Echinoidea; Temnopleuroida; Toxopneustidae
Product: protein furry homolog
Exons: 56
Coding region: 96-10115 (3339 amino acids)
Biological process (GO): cell morphogenesis; neuron projection development
Cellular component (GO): site of polarized growth; cell cortex
Source: RefSeq, a predicted model, not a curated record
AGCCACACCUUCAAACCAAACAUUUCUUGAUGAAUACAAAAAACUGGGUGUGAAUCUAAGGAUGGCUUCUCCUGAGGUAUAAAGAAAGCUUCAUCAUGUCUUCAAGGAGAAGUGAAGAAUACACAGGUUCAAACCUGAGCCUGGCCACCAGCUCGACCUCCGAUGUAUCUUUGCCGUGGAUAAGGAGGCCGACGGAGGAGGACAAGCAGGAUGCGACGUCGACGACCACCAUCCCGUUGGACACCAACGUGAAGCCUGGUCAGUAUGUCCUACAGAGUCUGUUUGCAGAGUUUACCAUCCAAGCAGAGAGGAAGAUAGAGAGGAUUAUGACAGAACCUUUGGAAAGUCCUUUGGCAAAACUGCUUCAGAGAGGAGAGGAUCAGCAAUUCGACCAGUUGCUGAGUUCAUUAAGUGCGGUUGCUGAGCAUUGUCUACCAUCGUUACUCAAGACUCUUUUUGAUUGGUAUUCUCUUCAAAAUGAAGAAGAUGGAACACAGAGACAGAAGGUGGCCACAAAGAACAAAGGGGAGAAGGAUUACCUGUCUGAACGAAGAGAUCUUGCUGUGGAUUUUCUAUUCUGUCUGGUUCUGAUAGAAGUCUUGAAGCAACUCCCUCUUCAUCCUGUUCCAGAUAACAUGAUCUCACACAUUGAGACCCUAGCAUUCAGACAUUUCAAGAGUAGAGAAGGACUGCAGAGUGGAGUGAACACAGAGAACAUUCACAUCAUAGCUGAUCUGUAUGCUGAGGUACUGGGUGUCAUGGCUCAAACCAGGUUCCUCUCUGUUAGGAAACGCUUCUUCACUGAACUCAAAGAACUCAGAUCAGAGCCACAGAAUGUCCAAACAACUCAGUCUAUCAUCAGCCUGGUCAUGGGUCUCAAGUUCUACCGAGUUAAGAUGUUUCCUGUCGAAGAUUUUGAAUCCUCCUUUCAACUCCUUCAUGAGUGUGCCAACUAUUACCUGGAAGUCAAGGACAAAGACAUCAAGCACGCCCUCGCUGGCCUCCUGGUCGAGAUACUCGUUCCCAUUGCUGCUUGUGUGAAGAAUGAAGUGAACAUCCCUGUCCUGAAGAACUUUGUUGAGAAGAUGUACCAGACCACCUUUGAGCAGUGUUCCAAGAAGAAGCAUGCACUGGCAGCAUUCCCCCUUCUCACCUGUCUUCUCUGCGUCAGUCAGAAACAAUUCUUCUUGUCUACGUGGCAUAACUUCCUCUCCCUCUGUCUCUCAAGCCUAAAGCAUCGAGACAGCAAGUUGUCCCGCGUAGCUCUAGAAUCCCUUUACCGUCUCCUCUGGGUUUACAUCAUGCGUAUCCAAUGCGAGAGCAACACAAGCACCACCAUGCGCCUCCAGAGCAUCACAGGGACUCUCUUCCCAAGGAACUCCCGUAACGUCAUACCGAGGGAUACACCCCUUCACAUCUUUGUCAAGAUCAUCCAGUUCAUCGCCCAGGAGAAGCUGGAGUUUGCCGUCAGGGACGUCAUCUUUGAUCUUCUGGGAGUCACAGGAAAGAGCAGAAUGCUCUUCCCAGAGCGCAUGAACGUUGGUCUCCGAGCUUUCUUGGUGAUUGCUGACAGCCUGCAGCAGAAGGAAGAAGCCCCACCAAUGCCCACCACCACCCGGAUCAUGCCAUCGGGAAACACCCUCCGAACCCGAAAGACAUUUCUCAACAAACAACUUACAGAAGAUGGAGCUAAGACGAUCGGGGUAGCACCAUUCUAUCCCAGCAUCAGGAAAGCCCUGGAUCAUAUUGUUAGGUCUCUGGACAUGACCGUUGGCAAGGCCCUACUCAUGACCAAUGCACAGUGUCUGACCAAAGAGCUGGAUGACCUCAUGACGAAUGAAAGGAAGCCAAAGAUUGAAUUGUUCAGGACAUGCAUCGCAGCUAUCCCACGUCUCAUUCCUGAUGGUCUCAGCCGUAAAGAACUCCUGGAACUCUUAUCAAGGUUGACUGUCCACAGGGAUGAUGAACUUAGAGGCUUGGCGUUCACAUCCCUGCAGAAUGUUGUAGUAGACCUUCCAGACUGGAGAGAGGAUGUGAUCAUAUGUUUUGUUAACUUCAUGGUUCAUGAAGUUCAUGAUAUGUUCCCUCUCAUCUUGGAGAGCGCCCUCAAGAUGCUUCUUCAGCUUCUCUCACAGUGGAAGAUGGCAGAAACCAAUAAGGAAGAAGAGCCCCAGCUGAAGCCACCAUAUGAACGGAACCCAUUCGCCGGUGUACUAAAUCUUGUAGAAGGAUUUGCCUUGGUGUUCCUGUGUAGCUGUCGACCUCUGAUAAGAAGAUUGAGUUUCUUUGUCUUGAAGGAAGUCCGGGCCCUUUUCAGCAUCCUUGGAUACUCAAGAGUUGACGAUGACAGUGUGCUCGAUGUGAUUGAUAGAGCUUGUCCAGGAGUGGUGGAGAGUUUCAUCCAUCAACUACCACCAGCAGAAAAGGCUACCAUCACUGCAUUACCCACAGUAGACCUUCAAUGGGUGGUAGAGCGUUCCAUCAAUCAAUGGUCUGGGAGUACAUACGAGUCGUCUGGAGCCAGCGAUAGUCUGACCAAGCUAGCAGCGAGGGGUAUGGGAGGGUUCAAUCCUUGGGCCUCUUGCCUGGCUAGAUUCUUCCAUAGUAAUUGCUUGCCACACUACUGCCCGACAGCAGUGACCAAUGCCUGGCCAGUGGUCAACACCAGACUGACCCAGCUCUAUGGACACAUUGACCCAAGUGCUCCAUCUGAAGGAAGGACAUCAAUUCGUUCAAAGAAGGUUCUUCAUCCAAUGGAUGAUAACAUUGCCCUCUGGAGGAACUAUCUGGUGUUUGCAUGCAGCUGUGCCCCACCUAGCGCCGGUUAUCAAACUCCAAGACGAUGCUUGUCCCCAGAACCCAAUAGUGGUUCAAACGAUGGUUCCUCCCACCUUGAGAGAUUAGAAGCCAGACUUCAUAGUUCAUCUAGCGGGGUGACAGCAGCAACACUCUUCAAGAUGUUAGUUCCACUCAUCAGAUGUGAUAAUACAGACACUAGAGAGGCGGUUGUCAACGGUCUUGGCUGGACAAACAUGUUUGCAUUCAGGGAUCUAAUGGAUGAACUGCAACAAUCACUGAAAGAUGCCUUGGAGAGGAAGCAAGAGAAUAUGAGACGAAAGAGAAGGAGAGAUUUCUUGAGAGUGCAUCUGAUCAGAGUCUUUGAGCUGAUAGCUGAGCACGGCUUGUUCAGAGAAAGGUGUUUGCUUGGAAAGGAGACUCAGCCACUGAACAGUACUUUCAUUGAUUACAUCGAGGGUAUGAGGUUGUUUCUAGAGAGUGAGAGUGAUAAGGAUUCACCAACAUUGAUGGAGAUCAGACUGCACUUCAGUGGAUUCAUUGGACGACUCAUUAGGAGUGUGCCAGCUGAGCAUCGAGCCAACCUCUUGCCACGUGAUGUACGCUACAGCGUUUUCUUUUUAUGUGGAGCAUGGUGUCGCAAACUUGGCGUAGUCUAUGGUGCUGUUGAUAGAACACCAUCAUAUCAAGAUGAGAAUUUCUCAGACCUAGAGAUUGAGGCAUUGCAGGCAAUGGCUGCUCUUCUUGUUUGUGGAGAGGUGUUUGAUACCAAUGCUCUUGCCCAAGAAGGUUAUCUGUACACCUGGAUGGACAACUUACUCAACUGUACCGAUGAAAGGGUUCACAAGCUAGGUAAAGAAACAGCAGUGCUGCUACUGGAAAACAACCCUCAACUUCCUAUGGUACUGAUGUGGUGUAUCCACCGGUGUUACACAGGACCUAAACUUGUUGCUAGUGGUUAUUUCCAAGCCAUGGCUUCAGUCCUUAAUACAAGUGAGUACCCAUGUGAUAUGAUAGUGAUCCUGUGCUUGGUCCUACUGAAGACUGCCGAUCCUUGCUCCGUCAUCCGCACACUGGCCUAUCAACUCCUACAAGUCCUUGACAAGAGAUUCUUUGGCUCGGGUGGACAGAGCAACCUUCUCAAAGCCACCUACGGCAAGUCUCAUGUCGCCCUGAGCAGAGAGCUGGCCAACUUACACCCAGAACUCACUCUUGCCAUUUUCUCAGAAAUAACGGAACGUUUUGAGUCUGCCCCUCUAGUCCAUCGUAACAUCAUGCUGGAGUACCUGCUCCCCUGGAUCUAUAACAUUGAGCUGGUAGACUCCCUAGGUAAGGAGGGAGGUGGAGCCGGCUCCCUGGUUGGAGGUAAGGAGAAGGACGUGGUGGAGAUGGAGGACCCGGAGCAGGGGUGCGCCUUGAGGCGUCCUGGAUGGGGUAGCAAGCAGGCGUCCUGUGUCAUCCUCAAUAACCUUCUCUUCAUUACGGCAGAGUAUGGUGAUGAUCACUGUGAUGGUCUUGAACAGCUAUGGGCGGGGCUAUGUACCUGUUGGCCUGGUAACCUACCGGUCAUUCUUAACUUCCUGCUUGGUCUAACUGGUGUCAUGACCAACCCAAACCUUCUACCUUAUUUAAAGCGAGUGCUGGUAUACAUUGCCCGUGCCAAGCCCCAGCGCCUGAUGGACGAACUGAUGCGAGAGAUGUUGUCCGUGGAGAUCGUCACCACCAACGUGGAAAGGACUGAAGAACCACCCUUCUUCCAGCUCUACCACCAACCCCAGUUUGGGGCGACGGGACCGGAGUCCGGAAGCGCGGCAUCGCUGAUUGAGAAGAUGGAUAAGGAGGAGGAGGCGAGGAUGCUGGCCAGUGAGAAAGGCAAACAGGAGAAGAACACGUUGGAUCGGGGUACUCAGGUGGCGGUGGGAACUAAGACACCACCACCUACUGAUGGAGGGAGUUCAAAGGAUAAGGAUAGCAUCAUCCGUUACAACGAAGGAUCCUCCUUGCAUCAGAGUAGUGGCAGUUUGUCCACUCUAACCAGCAGUACCUCAACACCUAGCAAUGAAUCGGCUGGAACAGACAGAGUUCGAUUUAAACCGGCCAUCCCAGAGGAGCCAGAAGAAUCCAAUGGUAGGUUUACCACUAUUGAGGAGAAGACAUCAGAGAAUUUCCAAGGAUCUACGAAGGUUGAUUUCUAUGCAGUAUGGCAGCAGCAGACCAUGAAUGGACUCACUUUACCCAUUCCUCUACCAGAGGAGUACUACUGCGCACCACUCUCAGAUUACAUUGAUGACAAUGAGACGCCCCCACAGGGAGUCAUUCACAGGUGCAACUUGGCGACUGUUUUGCUGACUGACCUGGUUCUUGAGAAAGUAGACGUUGACUGGCAGGUUCAUCUUCCUCAUAUUCUUCAUGUUCUAUUUCUUGGUCUUGAUCACACCUGGCCUCUGGUCCAUGAGCACUGCAAGCGAUUGCUUCUCAACCUCCUGGUGAAGCUGGCUCCUCACAACGACUUUGUCAACGUAGCUCACACUCUGCUAUCUCGACAUGUCAUUAGUGACCUCAAUUCAGGUCUCCUAGAUCAGAAGGUCGUUACCAAGGAAUAUAACUUCACAGGUGGGCCGACGAGUCAUAACGGCCACACACCAGACACCAUAUCCUACGAAUCGGACAACACCGGCCUCAUGGGCAGCACUACCACCAUUAGCGGAGCAUCCACAGUCUCUGUCUCCAGUAUGAGUUCCACCUCGACUGUCAUCCCAUUUGGUAUGAGUGCUGUUACACACAUCAGUGUAGAUCAUUUGAGGACCAGUGAAGAAGCCGCCAAAGCCCUGAUAGAAUUCUUGGUUACAAGGAAAUGUCGCCCUCUGUGGUCAUGUGAAGAGAUCACCCCCAGGUUAACCGUCAUCAAGAGUGCAGAGCAGCUCGAGACUUUCCUUCGGAAUGUAGUAAGGAUCUUCCAUGGCAGUUUGAGAGGGUCUCAUCUAGAGCAGCGUUGGGCUCAGGUAGCACUUCAGCUAGCUCUGUCUUGCUCUUCAAGACAUUAUGCUGGCAGAUCGUUCCAGAUGUUCCGAGCACUGAACCCUCCACUCAACCCUAUGAUGUUGUCUAACAUCAUGACCAGACUGGUCGAGACGGUAGCUGAUCAGGGAGAAGAUGUACAGGGGUAUGCAACAGAGAUCCUGCUCACCUUGGAGAACUCUAUCGACACCCUGGCCCAAGACAUCAUCUUCGCUGACCUUCGGGAGAGGUCAAAGUCUGGGUCAUCCCGCAAGGCAGAGUUCCGUAAGAGUACCAGUAACCUCUUCACCAGUAACUUUGAAGGGAUCCGUCCCAAGAUCAUGGAAGGACCUAACUCUGUCAACUCGCCAGGGAACAACAAUGCAGACAUGCGAGCGUACGUAGAACACCGCGGCAGGAGCUCCACCACCAGCGAGCUUGAUAAGUCAAGCUUCCAUCGAGGCCGUGCUCGUAGCAGCUCAUCCCUCAAGCAUAUCGGAGAGAACAACAUCUUUGAGGAGAGGCUGAACAUGCUGGCCCAGGUUUUCUGGAUCUUUGUCUCUCUCCUAGAAUCAGACUAUGAGUUUGAGUUUCUGAUGGCUCUUAAAGCUCUAGAAAAGCUUCUAAGAUACCUUCCUCUAGACCGUCCUGAGGUGAGAGUUCGUCUUGAUCAGGUUCUAGCUCAACUCAGAUGGGAAGGAUACCCUGGACUUCAAGCACUUAUCCUGAAGGGUUUCACUUCCUCUGUGACCUAUGACCUGACUCUUCACCUGGUGUCAAAGUUGACAACCUACACUCACCUGAGAGUGAUAGAUCCCACCCAGGCUGCUGGCUUCCCUCUCAAUGUGGUGGCUCUUCUACCAUAUCUCAUCCAGAAGUUUGGUCAGCCGGAGAAGUUUGCUUGUGAAAUAGCAACUAACAUCAGUAGGGUUUGUCAGGAGAGAUGUACCAAGAUGGCACCCCUCUCCACGGUCCUGACGAUGUAUAAGAAUGGAACCUAUAACCGUGAUAGCAAGGCUUGGGCUGGUGUGGUAUGUAAAUACCUCCAUGGGGCCUACUCACACUUCAGCAUUCCUAUGAUGACAUUCCUGAUCGAGGUAUUGGAGAAAGGUCCAAUCAACAACCAAUCUCCAGUUCUCCAGAUAGUCUAUCAUCUCAUUCAUAACAUUGAUCUCAUGGCUGCACCAAUGCAACAGGUUAAUGAUAAUCUAUUGAGAGUCAUCGCUAAAUAUGUCCAGGGAGUGCACUGGCAGGAUUCUCUCAACAUUCUCAAAGUAGCUGUGUCCAAGUCUUCUUCACUGGUCAAGCCUCCAUCCCAUAGUGACCAUCACAAUAGGGUAGUCUCCUUAGCCCUUGACCAACGCAAGGAACUACCGGGUCGCACCAUGGAAUUCACCUUUGACCUUUCUAGGGUUGUUGAUCCAGAACAUACCUCCAGUACACGAUCAUCAAAGGAUAAGACUCCUAUCAUACGACGCAAAUACCCUUCCAUGGCUACGAUCACUACAUCGUUUAGCGAUGAGUCGGCAGCGAGCACGCUUAGCAGUGACGACAGCAGCAUGAGCACCGAACCCACCGACAUGUCCCAGCUCGGGCCAGGAGGAAGCAUGUUCUCUGCCUCUUCGGCAACCAUCAAUGCAGCCAAGCAGAAUAUUGUACCCUCGGCCUGGCGCAAGCCUCAGCAGUCGCAACGAAGGACCAGGGAGAGAAUUUUGUCUGUUCUCAAAGGACUGGGUCAGAAUGUUGGAUUGCCCAGGAGCCCAUCGGUGAUCUUCAGUUCUACAAGUGACAUUACAAAUGAUCGACAGACCAGCGUAUGUUCAUCAAGUGAUUCUACCUCCAUUGUUGACUCUAUGAACCCAGAGGGCAGCAAAGCAGAGGAGAGUGGCGAUAUACCAACACUCAAAGAGUUUGACUUUGAGGGAGAAGAAGUAGACAGAGAGGAUGGUAAAGGUUUUAACUGGUAUGACAGCCGUCAUUCUUUGGAGGAUAUUGAUUCAAGUGGAGUGACAAACCCUGAUCAUGAGGGAUCCAAAUAUUCAUCAGAAGAUGAGACAAGUAUAUCAGGCGCUGAUGAUAAUGCACCCAGUCUUGAGAAUAGUCGUAUCUACUCAGGAAUGUCUCAAGAAUUCAUUCCUUCACCAGGGGGCAGCAGCGUCAUCCGAAGAACAGCGUCAGGAUCAUUAUCAAGUGGUGGUAGUGAUAUUGAUAGCAUCACAUCCCCGAUAUGCAACUCACCCACCGCCAACUCGUCCUUCAUCUACAUCCCCGUCGAUGAGGUGGAAGAAGCCUGGCAGAGUCACGUUGACGCGGUCAUGGGGGAUACGAGCGGUCGUUUCGCCGUCAAUACGUUCCAUAUCUUCACACAGCUGUAUAAGGUCAUGCAGCAGAGGUUCUGCAACCUGACGCGAGAGGCUUGCAAUUACCUGGGUGAUAGGAUGAGAAGCAUAGCACUUCAGUUCCUGAAUACCCUUGAAGUCCUGAGCACCCAUGCUCUUUGUCCAUUUGUCUAUGUGGACACCGAGACCUUGAUGAUGUGUAGAUUACUAGACAGCCAUAAAUACUGUGUGCUUGAACUCAAUGAACACUACGAUACAUACAUCUCAAAAAGGGACCUUACGGUUGAGUGCCUGGAUUCAAUCAAAGCAUCUUUGAAGAGGCAAACUCUCGUAGCUCAUGAUAUAAAUGGCCCUACAGGAGAAGAACAGCAAAUUGAGCUCUGUCGUCGCCUGUACCGUCUCUACUGCCAACUGAGGAUGUUGUUUGAUAGCUACUGUAAACUGAUUCAUUCUCUAGAGGGCGCCAAGCAUGGUCCACAUGCCUCACAUAUUGUCGACUUCUCAGUGCUAGUCUGUGCAGCCAAGGAGGAACUGUGUCUUGCAGCUCAGGAACUAGAAAGUGGCCAGGUUGCAUUGUCACCAGAGGGCGACACAGGAAUCACCACACCUGAAGCAGCCGUUGUCACCUUGACCAAUCAUCUUGGACGAAGGGAUGUCAGACGGGCUCUCAGGUUCUUACAUGUAUACAGGUCAAUGUGGUCUGGUGAGCUCUUUGGUUCCAGUGAGGAAGAUGAUCAGGAUGUUCUCUUGGCUUUACUAUGUAAACAACUUGCUGAUGGCAGGAGUGGUGUUCUAGUGAUCUCAAGGUCAGGCCAGGAGCUCCAGACAGCAUGCCACAAACUGAUGGACAUAAACGCUCAACUCAAAAAAUCCAUCAAAGUCAUUGAAAACCUGGAAACCAAGGAAGAGGUGGAAGAGAAGAGUGAGGUAGAGAAGGCGGAAGGAGAAGGACCAGGGAAAGGUGACGAGAAAGUUAAGAUGAGGAGGAAAGGCAACAGGAAGGGGAAGAAUGAUGGAAGGAAGAGCUGGAAGAGCGAUGGGGAUAGAAGCUCAAAGGAAGGAAGCGGGGAGGCCGGUCAGGGCGUCAAAAGCGGACGGGGUAAUGAUGAGAAGAAGAAAGGAAAGGAGGAUAAGAAGGGGAAGCAGGAAAAGAAAAGAUCCAGCAAGGAACUGACACCAGAAACUACUGGAACGGAGGAGAGGAAUGAUGGGAAAGGAAAAGAUGGAAAAGGUGGGGAGGGAGAAGAUUCGGAAGUUGUCGUUGUCACGGUGACGAGCGAUGAAGGGGUGGGAGGUGAUGUCGAGACGAAGGAAGCAAAGAUUGUAUUCCAGAGCAACGAGGGUGUGGAGAGUGAAGGGGUUGAAGGGCGCAAGGUGACGCUUGAUACCAAGGGGUCAACUGAGAACAUGGAAGAAGUGAAGGUUGAGGAUGUGACAUUAAAGGAUGCAUCCAGCGGUAAGGCUGAUGGAGAAGGGGUGGAAGGUGGCAGCGAAACCAGAACAAUUGAUGAGGAGGAGGUGGAGUCUGACUUGACCGCUCUCAUUGAAGCCAUUGAGGAAAUGGAGGAAAAGGAGGAGAUGGUGAAUAAAGACAAAAUGGAAGCCCUACCCUUGAAACUCACCGAUGAUGAAAACACCAGUACUGGUGCAGCAGGGGCAGGGGUUGAACCCUCCUCUCCGGCCAAAGGGGAAAGUUUUGCCCCCCUUCCUGACAUGGAUAGUGGCGUCAUGGCCGAGACUCCAGACUCUCAAGCACCUGACAACAAAACUUCCUUCACCGAUGAUGUCCCACUGGAUAUUCAGGUCACACCUGCAGAAGAGGACAAACUCUUUCCUCCAGACAAGGAGCCAUUGAGGAAGGGGUCAACGGGAGAGACAGAGAAUGAGACGGAGAAGAAGGCUCUUGGAAUCACCGAAGAUGUUUGGCAGAAAGAUCCCAACUCCAGACCAACAUCUGGAGAAAGUCUUUGCACAGAGCUUUAGGACCAAAACAUAACUUGCCAUUCAGAGAGCUUGAGUGAUAUGAAUAUUGGUGUAAGAAAUGGUGAACCAGAACUUGUUUGCAAGAAAUCUUAAUGUCAAAUGUGUUUAAAAGUUUUGUAUCUGGAACCACAGCCAGAAUGAAGAUGUUAUACAUGUGUGUUUGCCAUAAAUGCCCUAAAUUUGAUUAAUGAGUAACAAUAAAAAAAAACAUGUGAAUGACCAUUUGUAAAAGUGUGAAAUCCUCAAACUGUGUAUCUCAUAUCUGCUAUCUUUCGUUGAUUUGGCCCAAUACAUUCACAUCAUUCUAUUUAGCAAAAGACACUAGAAUUUGCAAUGGAAGACAAUAUUGAUGCCAUUAAAUUAGAGGGAAUGGAGUAUUUUCACUAUAUUUAUUAAAAAAAAAAAAAAUAUAUAACAAUUAGGCUGAAUGCACAGAUAAGUUUGGUUUAUUUAGGUGUCUUUAUGUGGAUAUUACAACAGGUAUUCAAUAAUGUUUUGGGAUUCUUUUGCAAUAUCACUGUACAAUUUAAUGUUUUCAACGACAAUACUUUCAUUGGAGUGGAAUACUGACCAUUUUUAUGUUAUCAAGUUCUUUGUUGUUUUCUUGUAGAAUAGCCUUGUUUUCAACAUUUCUUGUUUUUAAAAAAAAUUCUUGCUUUCUUAUGAGAAAAUAGUUGCAAUAAAAUGCUGUGCAGUCAUCAUUUUUUUAGAAGCCCAUUGAUUUUGUUCACUUCCAAAUCAAGUAUUAUACAUUUAACCCUUUGUUUACUGGAACUGGCUAGUUGCUGUACAAAGCCCAUAGUUAUAAGAUAAUUUAGUAGUCAACUUGUUAAGUUAUUUGCAAUUCAUUCAAACCAUGACAAUGUAACAUAUUUGUGAAUGAAUGGCUUGAAACAAUGCUAUUGAUGUGAACAAAAUAUAUAUUCUAAAACAAAUAACUGGGCCUUGAAACAGCUCAACAAUAUAUAUUGUAAUCAUAAAAAUUACAUUUAGGGGGAAUCCCCAGAGGUGCUUUGGUUUUCUUGUUCAUAUAUACCCUUGCUAAUGACUUCAUUCACUUGUAUAUAAAUGAGAUACAUGUACAUGUUUAUUUAAAUGUUGUACUAAUAUACUGCAGCAGAACAUUUGUUUUUAUGUAUUUGCAUUGUUGCUGUACUUAUUUAAAAAUGUGGAAAUAUUCUCUGUAUCAAUAUUCAAUAAUCACAAAAGUAUCUUACAGUUAAUAUGGACAUAUUCUUUGUGAUAGUUUCUAAAUUAUUAAUGUAGGAUGAAAAGUUUUUGAGUAUGUUUGAUGGUAACAGAUUCAUGUGGUUUAAUUUUAAUUUUCGAUUAAAAUGAAAGUGACUGUAUAGUACAUUGGCACAUAUCAUGUACAUACCGGUAUGCUUCUAGUUUGUUCUAUGUGUUUCAUUUCCUUCUAUUCUAACAUAGUGUCCUCCCUGCUCCUUCCAAAAAUUUUAUUUAUCAUCGUUGCCAUGAUUUGUAUUUUGUGCAGAAAAUAUGACUUUAUUGCUUCAUAAUAAUUUGUGAACAAAUUUUCGGCAUUACUCCUUUGUGUUUAAGAUCGCAUGCUUGGUCUGUAAUGAUUCUGUAUAUUGCUUCAGUUGCCCAUGUUUUUAAACAAAACAUUCAUAUGCAUAGUUUUUAAUAUGGAUUUAUUCUAGAAAAUAUUGUAAAUUUUAUUUAAAUGUGGAUUUAUUUGACACUUACCUUUCAGCCAUGUGAUAAAUAUGUGCUAAUUACAUGUAUGAUAACCUUUUUUUUUUAAACCUUUUUAGAUUAUGAUUGUCUAAAGGUAGUGUAAAGAGGGAUCUGGAAAUAUAUCUGGGGGUGUUUCAUGAAAGUUGUCAGCGCUGACUAAAUUGUCAGAGCUGACAAUUUCAGUUAAAUCCUUGGUUUUUAUUGGCUGAGAGGCACUAACCUCUGACCGUUACCGUGGUAACUGUCAGAGAAAGACAAGUUGUCAGUGCUGACAACUUCAUGAAACGGUCCCCAGUUCUUCAUUAUGUUCUCAAAAUGAUUUACAUAUUUAUUUGUCGAGAAAUGAGUAGAACAAAGAGAUUUGAGCAAACAAUGUUUAUGUCGAAGAUCAGUUCCCGAUAGACAUCUGAUACGUUUUCAGCUCAGAUGAAUAGUAAUUAUAUUUGGUACUCUUCAAAUGAUUACCUCUUUCCAAAAGUGGUCAAUGAUAUUACAUGACAUAAUCACAUAUAUGCUAAUUUACCAUAACUGGGAUAAUAAAUGGUGAUUAACAGUAUUUUUUUAUUCAUAAUCAAGUAUUUAAUUUUACUUUGAAGUAAAUUAAAACCCCACAAAAUUCAUGGAGAGUUCCAGUGUCUGUGAAUAAAUGAAUGAAUGUAAUAAAACUUAUAGCAGAAAUCCUGAUUUAGAGUACUAGCAAUUAGUCAUGUUGUGAAGGAAUUAAAUUCAGCUUGUUUUGAUUCACAUGAAACUUAUUUUAGAUUUGAAUUAUGGUAUAUAUCACCGACUUUGUAUUGAUAUUGAUGAACAUUGCUGCAGUUUCUUUAAGAGCCCAGAACUAGAAAAGAUUUUUACAUUAUCCCCAAACAUUGCUAAAGUAUAUUAUCUGUCUUAUUUUUAAAGGUGAUUUAUGUUCUGGUCAACUAACUUCAAUACUCUAUGGAGAGUGGGGGAAAAUAUUGCUUUUAUAACAAAAUAUACUGGUAUUUAUUUGCUUAUUUCCUAAUUUCAUUGACCUGGCUCUUUAUCAUUAUGUAACUUUGUCUAGAUUUAAUUCAUAUUAGCGAAGUGAUGUAAUUUGGACAUUGAGAGCUCCCAGCCUACUUUGCAUUUCCGACCAUUCAAAUAGGACUGAAUAAUUCCAUUGAAUUGUGAACACACAACAUCAAGCCCCUUUUUACAGAUAUGAAUUUGCCUGGUACAUAUUGCAAAAUAAUUAUGUUUCUGCAUCACCCCAAUGAUAAAAAAUGAACAUGGACCUAUUGUAAUAGGUCCAUGAUAUGAAUGACUGAUGAUAAAAUAGAAUUUGCAUAAGUCGACCUUCCCUGUUUUAAGUCAAAUAAAUGCUUAAUCAAGCAUUUUUCCAGUUCAGAAUAUGCAAAACAUUUUAUUUACAUGUUGUAAGUCAAAAUUCGGUCAAGUAAAACAGAUGGUUGUGGCCCCAAGAUAUUUUACUUGGGCAGAUUCACUGGUGCGUUGUGUUUGUUUGGGAACAUAUUGAAAAGAGAGGGUCAUUAGUUGUGAAAUUGAAAUGCCAGUUAUGAAGUGUGGUUUUCAAAACAUACCAUCACUCGUACCUUUGAUACUAAGAUAUCCAUACUUAUUUAUUUCAUCAGCACCUUGAGGUCAUCAGUGAUAUAACCCAAUACAAGUUCAAAUAAUUUAAUGGUUAAUAUUGAAAGUAAUAGCUUUAGUUUACAUGGAUUUAGAGAGCCACAAAGUAAGAGUUGGUAUUAGGUAUUAAUCAAAAAAUACAUUUUAAAUCAUAAUAAUAACCACGUCUUGGUCUGAAUGAGGUAUUGGACAUGAUUAAUGAUGGGUCUUGGCUCGAGAAAGAGAAGUUAUGAUAACGAUGAAGAUAAGAAUUCUGAGUUUGAUGUUUACCCAAAAUGUUCUCUUUAUCCUUCUGUGUAUACCUUGUGAAAAGUUGUGCCCUGUAGAACGUCAUGUCAUCAGAUCUAUAUGAAUUGUGUGUCCCGUAUUUAUUUGUUUGUUCCAAAAUAAAUUUUUAGAAGCACAUGCCUGCAAGCAGAA